UACGGGAACAGCUCAAAUUCUUUUGCUACUCAGAAUACGACAAAAGCAAUAUCAAGACAACAUGUCGAGUGCCGAAGAAUCCGACGUCAAAAUAGCUUGGGUAAUCCUGGGUCACCGUCUUGUACAUGAUGUCCAUUCUCUGGAGAGAUUUCUAGAACGCACGAGAGGGAUGUAUGAUAGCGAUCAUCUGAUCUGGGCUCGCGAACACGGCACAACGACAGUCCAGGAAGACACAGCAAGGGACUUAAAGGAAACAAUACUUGGUUGCCUGCACGGCGGAUGGCACAAAAGAGAGUGCUUACAGACGUCUGAGGUGAAUCUGGAUCCUUCAGAACGUAGAAAAGCUCGCCUAACUCUUUAUCACAAGGUUGAUUCCUUCCUAGCGUGCGUGAGAUACUUCGCAAUCCAAGAGGCUACCGACUCAUUUCCUCAAGCAGAAGCGUCGGCCCUCUCAGCGGUGGGAGUCUCGGUCGGAGAGGCGUACCAUAGCGUAUCCAAGGCUAAACUCCAAAGCGCUGCAAGACUGCUUUUCUCCUCGAAAAUGAAUGAGAAGGUCCACAUUGCUCUCAGAUCUGGAGCCAUAAAUGAGACGCAAGCUCUUGUACCAGGGUCAUCUCGCAAGGAAAACAGGUUCUUCUGUACAAUCGAUUUUUACUUCGGGGACAUUGCCGGGGUCACAAGUUUGAGAAUUCGGGGCAAGCAGUCCUCUCAUCAUUCGUCUCCUCCCACCAGCAGGAAGACUUCGAGGAUUGUAGCGAGGUCAAGAGCUGAAGGCGGGACUACGAGUAGUUCCUUACCUAGCGCAGUACAGACGUUUACAGCCUCGCUUUCAGUGUCGCAGCAGACAGUUGACACUCAGAAGCAGACGGUUGACACUCAACAGCAAACAGCUACGACCCAGCAGCAGGGAUUUGACCAUUUGUAUGACAGCCUCAACGAUUUCCUGCGCGGUAACUAUCAGGGAGCAUAG
Molecule: messenger RNA, 970 nt
Organism: Filobasidium floriforme
Lineage: Eukaryota; Fungi; Basidiomycota; Tremellomycetes; Filobasidiales; Filobasidiaceae
Exons: 4
Coding region: 62-970 (302 amino acids)
Source: RefSeq, a predicted model, not a curated record